GAAGCAAAAUGAAUGUUAUGGAAAUCCUUCAGAAACAAUUUCAGGACAGUGCUGAAAAGCUUCAAAGUGUUCAAAAAGAUUACAGUAAAACUUUAAGUGAUAGACAAACUUUGGACAGUCAGUUAAAUGAAAAUAGACAGGUGAAAGAGGAAUUAGAUCUUGCCACCGAAGAAAGCAAGAUUUACAAACUUAUUGGUCCUGCUCUUGUAACCCAAGAUCUGGUUGAAGCCAAGAGUAAUGUUGAGAAGAGGAUCUCCUAUAUCUCCGGUGAGCUGAAGAGGAAGGAUGAUCAGCUCAAGGAUAUGGAUAAGAAGCAGGACGAGGCUAGAGAGAAGAUGCAGGAGAUACAAACCCAGCUACAAAAACUCCAGCAAGCUCCAAACUAAUCUUGUCAAUUUAAACCCUCCUGGCUAUCAGGGAUCCACGGUUCUAUUCCGGCUAAUAGGGAUCUCCUUUCUGCUCCUCGGGAUCUCCGCUUUAAGCUUUACAUUUCAUUUCAGA
Molecule: messenger RNA, 501 nt
Organism: Eurytemora carolleeae
Lineage: Eukaryota; Metazoa; Arthropoda; Copepoda; Calanoida; Temoridae
Gene: Pfdn6
Product: prefoldin subunit 6
Exons: 3
Coding region: 9-386 (125 amino acids)
Biological process (GO): protein folding; chaperone-mediated protein complex assembly
Cellular component (GO): cytoplasm; prefoldin complex
Molecular function (GO): protein-folding chaperone binding
Source: RefSeq, a predicted model, not a curated record